Penaeus monodon (black tiger shrimp) is the source of this 510-nucleotide messenger RNA. RefSeq names its product zinc finger protein 26-like. Lineage: Eukaryota; Metazoa; Arthropoda; Malacostraca; Decapoda; Penaeidae. The transcript has 4 exons. The record is from RefSeq and is a predicted model, not a curated record. Gene Ontology annotation, molecular function: DNA-binding transcription factor activity, RNA polymerase II-specific; RNA polymerase II cis-regulatory region sequence-specific DNA binding. Gene Ontology annotation, biological process: regulation of DNA-templated transcription. Bases 1 to 510 code for a protein of 169 amino acids.
AUGUUUGAGGAUCAUGCUUGGAUUCUUCCAAAACGUGCAGAACUGAACGUCAAUACCUGGCCCUUGCCAUUAACUCUGACGGAAGCAGCUCCGAGAACUCGCAUCACUAAGGCCACUGGUGGUGGAAAACGCUCUCGUGCUAACCGGCCACUACACGGUAACUUUUGGCCGGUGUUGGAGGCAGCUCCAGCACAGACUGUUUUCUGUCAAGUUGUAGAGCGUGUGGACAAACUGUUCGCCGAAAUCCAGAUAAACUUUGUUAAACCUUGUGCCUCAGAACAUCGCCAGCUGUCACACCCGAAGAGAUUGGGGGGAGAGAAACCUUACAAUUGUGGUGUUUGUGGCAAGGCAUUUGGUGGUCGCUCUGACAUGAACCGUCAUUUGCGCAUACACACUGGUGAGAAGCCAUACCCAUGUAAGGUCUGCGGCAAAAAGUUUGCUCGUGCAGACUACCUGUCAAAGCACAUUAACCACGCACCUCGGGAUUCCAUUUGCCAAGCCAGUGCAUAG